Messenger RNA from Protopolystoma xenopodis, 531 nucleotides. The record is from the annotation of a GenBank genome assembly. Lineage: Eukaryota; Metazoa; Platyhelminthes; Monogenea; Polystomatidea; Polystomatidae.
AUGGUUGUACAACUGCUUUUACUAGAUCUGAGCUUUUCUAAACACUGUGGCCCUCUGCCUAAUGCUGUACCUGAGUCAAACCUUGGUUGCGGACAAUCUCUAAAUGUGAAAUCUGAGAUAGGAAAUGACUCGAACGACUUUAUCUUCUAUGUCCAUGAACAUCUGCCAAGUCUGCUUUGUAUAUAUGAUGCCAAGAUUGAUAUUCAGGAAGCCAGUGUCAAACCAACUCCCACAGGAAAUUUUCGUAUUACCUCUCUUCUUUUGAUGCCCUGGGCAGAUUGGUCUAUCCUAAUCGGCACUCGAAACCAUGGAAUCUUCAUCUUGUCAGCCCUUGAUUUGAUGGUACUUGCAAAUAUCAGCCCGCCUCUCAUCGAUCUUCGAUUUUUUAGAGGUUCUGACGGUAUUCUAUCAGCAAGCUUGCCCUUUAACUCUUCGUCCAUUCAAAGCGUUGCGUCGAAUGCUGGGCUCAGAGAUCAAUUUUACUGGCCUAGUCGGCCCCUGUGGUUGCAGGGCGAAGAUGCGAACCCCCUU